This is a messenger RNA of Alligator sinensis (Chinese alligator), 2631 nucleotides long. It is a transcript of the gene CASP3, whose product is annotated as caspase 3. Gene Ontology annotation, cellular component: cytoplasm. The coding region runs from base 186 to 1064 and encodes 292 amino acids. The transcript has 8 exons. Gene Ontology annotation, biological process: keratinocyte differentiation; neuron differentiation; positive regulation of apoptotic process. NCBI's taxonomy places the organism in Eukaryota, Metazoa, Chordata, Crocodylia, Alligatoridae. The record is from RefSeq and is a predicted model, not a curated record.
UAUUGUGUGGUCUUCAUGGGUAGCCAAAGAUAAACUGUAUCUAGUUUUAACAUCUGUAUGUUUUUAUGGGUUGCAGCAGGGGUGUCAAACUCUCUCCAGGCCCCCAGCUGGAUCUGUGAGGCCAGCAGCAGCUGCAGUGGGUCUGGCUUCAGGUCUGAGGGUUUUCACGUUAAAAGAGAACAACAAUGGCAGACUUAGAAGCUGGACUCCAGUCAGGGGAAGAUGUAGCAGAUGCAAGAUCUUUCAUUGGCUCUGAACAGCACACUGUCGAAGUAGAUGCACUUCCUGGAAAGAACCCACCUGCUGGUAAAUCCAUGGACUCUGAAAUACUGCCAGAUGACAGUUACAAAAUGGAUUAUCCAGAGAUGGGGAUGUGUGUAAUAGUAAAUAAUAAGAACUUCCAUCCAAGCACUGGAAUGGCAUUUCGAUCCGGUACAGAUGCAGAUGCUGCACUUAUUAGAGAAACUUUUAUAACUUUAGGUUACAAAGUCAAGCUUAACAAUGAUCUUAAGUGUAAGCAAAUUAUUGGCCUUUUGGAAAAUGUUGCUAAAGAAGAUCACAGCAAGCGGAGCAGUUUUGCUUGUGUGUUGUUAAGUCAUGGUGAAGAGGGAGUGAUCUUCGGUACAGAUGGUCCUCUUGAGUUGAAAUUAUUAACAGGACUCUUCAAAGGUCAAAGUUGCAAGACGCUAGUUGGAAAGCCAAAGCUCUUCUUUAUUCAGGCUUGUAGAGGGACAGAUUUGGAUCCUGGCAUUGAGACAGACAGUGGACCAGAGGAAAGAAUGUGUCAGAGAAUACCUAUAGAAGCAGACUUUUUAUAUGCAUAUUCUACUGCUCCUGGCUAUUACUCCUGGAGAAACUCAGCGGUGGGCUCCUGGUUUAUUCAGUCGCUAUGUACAAUGCUGAAACAGCAUGCAAAGAAUCUUGAGCUUAUGCAGAUCUUAACACGUGUAAAUCGCAAGGUGGCAGAAUUUAGCUCGUGUUCAAACCGAACAGAGUUUGAUUCAAAGAAGCAAAUUCCAUGUAUUGUGUCCAUGCUUACCAAAGAUGUGUACUUUCCUCACUGAAGACCAGCACCUUUAUUUGUAUUUCUGCAUAGAAUUUCAGUAAUUUAUGCAUUGAAUACCAGUUACAAAUCUGAGUUACCGUUCACUACUGUAUGUAAGUAGCCUAGAUGAAAUGAAGUCUAUUUAAAACUAAAUUGGUGCAGUAUUAAAGAGGUUAACAUGAUGUUACCACUAACUGAAAUAAGGACAAGUUUGAAAGUAGUGUUUCUGAAAAAUUAGGAGGAGACGGAUUGAAUCGCAUAUUCUCUGUUUUAGACGCAUCAUUUCAUUCUGGAUGGAGUAGGAAGUCAUGAAACUUUAGUUUCUCUUUUCAUCUAUGAAAUCUCAUUAGGAAGGGAUUCAGAAAAUGGUAUGUACCAGAAUCAUUUCACUGAUGGUGGUGAUACUGCAUUAGUGUCACUACAGAUUAGUGUAUUUGAGAAGUACCAUAUUUUCCUCACAUAACACACACAUUUUCCCCUAAAUCAGCUGGGGGAAAUUUGGGUGUGUAUUAUAUGUGAAAAAGAUGGAUUCCCAGAGGUCCAGAGAUUUGAUGGCAGGGGAUGCAGUGGUAGCAAUAAUUGUUGUGGCUUCCAGAGCCAUAGCAAUUAACACUGCCACCACUCUCCCACUGCCAAGUCUCCAGAUCCUUGAGGAGGCCCUGGCUGGCCCUGGCUGGCUGACAUGCUACUGCAUGCCUGUAUGCCAGCCCAGUCCACAGCUGAACCCAGCACCCCAGAUCAGGCUGAUACAUGGGUCAGUCCAUAUCUGAACCCAGUGCCUGGCCAUGGAGACCCCAGACCUCAGGUACUUGCCCACACUCCAUGGUAAGAUUUUUUUUUUUUUUUCCCCUUUCUUGGGGCCUUCCAAAAACCAAGAGUGCAUGUUAUAAUCAAGAUCAUGCUAUAGGUGAGAAAACAUGGUGCUCUAGAGGACUGUGUGAACUAUGGGAAUAUACCAUUCUUUGUAUACAAGGAGGCAUCCUAUUCAUCCAGCUGUUUUGUGGAUGGAAUUGAAUAGCUAAGACAGCAUUCCUGAAAAAUGCUCCUUGCUCACUACUCUCAACUCCCUAUAGAUGAAGGUGCUUAACACCUGCUGACAGCACUUGAUGCCUUGCAGGAUGAAAACAAAAUGGGACUAUACUUCGAGUGACAAACUCCACUGUUUUUGGCCAUAUAUCAUGAGAUUUUUUUGUUUUUGUUUUUCUUUAAAUACUGUGUGUACAUUAUUCAAUCUGUCACCAAAAAUAAAUGUGUCAUAUUGGAGAAAACUCAGUGGCUUUUUUUAAAAUAUCAAUUUUUAUAAUUUAAUAAAAGGUGUGGUAAAACAGCAUAUUUAAAUCUCUCAUUAGGUUUUUCUACUUAGUGAGACUAUACUGGUAUGUAAAAGUGAAUCAGAUUUUUAAAGUCAUAAUAAGUUUAAUCAUAAAUAUUUUUAUCUUCAUUGAUAACAGUUAAAAUCUUCUGAUUUAAUGGAAAAAGGAAACUCAGAAUUGUAAAUGACUAUUGGAUGCCUGCAGACAAGACUUUUUAAACUUUUAAAAAAAUUUUAAAAAUUGAAAAGACUUUAUCAAUUAAAUAUUGUUAAU